Molecule: messenger RNA, 2105 nt
Organism: Phlebotomus papatasi
Lineage: Eukaryota; Metazoa; Arthropoda; Insecta; Diptera; Psychodidae
Product: putative fatty acyl-CoA reductase CG8303
Exons: 5
Coding region: 480-2021 (513 amino acids)
Biological process (GO): long-chain fatty-acyl-CoA metabolic process
Cellular component (GO): peroxisome
Molecular function (GO): alcohol-forming very long-chain fatty acyl-CoA reductase (NADP+) activity
Source: RefSeq, a predicted model, not a curated record
UAAUUCCGCUGUAUAUGAAAACUUACAUAUGUUUACUCGAAGAAUGCAGACGAUGAACUAGUACCCGAUAUACUCAUGAGGUAUUUAUGAUUGGGUGUCUUUCUUUCAACUUUCGAAGUGUUAGCAUCAAUCGUAAAAGACAAUGGUUGUGGAGGUGAUACUAUUGUGAAAAAAGUGUCCCCAACACUGACGAAUGUUAAAAUUUCAAUUUCGCAUAUUGAUUACGUGGGCAAAGUAAAUAUACAAUAAUAACGCAACCUAUAAAUGUGACCACAAGAGUGUAAAAAUUUUAAUUAGGCGAUAAUGGGUAACUAGUAUUCUGUGUGGCUCCUCAGUCCUCAACUUCAUUCAUUCGUGCUGUGGUCACUGCUGAAGACAGACAAAGGCAGAAGAGACUCGUAAAAAUUUGUGAAUCAACCCAAAGUGUCUCUCAAAAGUGUUUUUCAGUGCCCCCCAAAAAAGAAGGAUUUUUCAGUGAAAUGGAAAAUCAUUUGAUAAAGUUGGAGGAGUUUUUUAGUGGGAAGGGAGUUUUUAUUACUGGUGGAACGGGAUUUUUGGGGACUGGGCUGAUGGAAGCAUUGCUGGGAGUGAGUCCUAAUAUUGGGAAUAUUUAUGUGCUGGUGCGUGAGAAACGGGGAAUGACUCCUGCUGAGCGCUUCAAAAAGAUCUUUUCCAAGGAGAAUUUCAGACAUCAUUCCGAGGAAACACUCAAGAAAGUCAUUCCAAUUACUGGAGAUCUUACCAGUGAAGAUUUUGGGUUAGCGCCAGAGAUUCUGGCAGAAAUUGUAGAGAAUGUGAAUAUCAUCUAUCACAGUGCUGGACUGAUUAAAUUCAAUCGUCCCUUGAAGAUGGCUAUUGAGUUAAAUGUCGUGAGCACCCUGAGAAAUAUUCAUCUGGCUAAGAAGCUAAAGAAACUCUCGGCUUUCGUGUAUGUGUCCACAGCUCUGGCCAAUAUUAAUGUCAAGGGACAAAUUGAGGAAAAAGUCUACUGGCCAGGACGUGAUCCUCGUGAAUUGAUUAAAUUAGCUGCAGCAGACCUACUUCCAACCAGUGAAAGUGAUCCCGAAUUUUUAGAAAUUGUCGGAAGACAUGAGAAUUCUUACACAUUCUCAAAGCAAGUGGCUGAAAAUUUGAUACAGCAAGAAAUGGGAUUUCUUCCAGUUGGAAUCGUUCGACCAUCAGCAGUUUAUGGAGCUUACAAUCACCCUGUGGAGGGCUGGUGUGGUUCAGCAUCCAGUGGUCAUUUGGGGUAUGUUGUAGCUCACAUGAAAGGGGCCACAAGAUGCCUGUACGGCGACAGAUCCACUGUCCUCUUUGCUAUUCCGUGCGACUUCUUCGUCAAUGGCACUCUUGUACUCACAUGUUAUGUUGGCACACGACCUAUUGAGCAACCCGAAGUGAUCCACAUGACAUCCAAUCACAAGGUCAAUAGACUCACACUGGCUGAUCUCAAUGACAUCAUGAACCAUGAAGUGGCCAAGAAUCCCUGCAAUUCCUAUCUGUGGCGUCCCCAUAGCAAAGUCCGAAAGGGUUGGCGCUAUGAACUCUUCAAUUUUGCCUACAUCCUCCUGGCCUUACUGAUUUACGUACCCGAGAAGAUCUUUCGCUUUGGACCUAGAUGGAUGAGUGGUUUCAAAAUUGUCCUCAUUUCCUACAAAGGGGCCAAAUAUUUUGCAAAUAUAGCCAACAAAAUAGAACGUAUUUCCAUUGACAAUGGUCAACGAAUAAUGAGACUCGUCAAUCCGGAAGAUAAACAGCGCUAUGCAGCAGACGUGGCUGAAGUCGACUGGCCAGAAGCAUUUGCCAGAAGUAUUCAAUGGGCAAGAACAUACUACUACAAGGAGACGGGAAAAAUCUCCCUGAGGCAUCAUGUUAUUUUCUACACCUGUAUCACCAUUGAGAUCUUCUUGUAUGCCAUAUUGUGGUAUCUCGUCUACGUGAGCUUCCUCACACUCACCAAUUGCCCCGAGAUCUCUGGUGCAAUAGGUGCAAUUAGUGUAUUUUUUGUCCAUUGGCUUUAGUGUUAAGUGUUAGUUUACCUAUAUGUUAUGCAGCAUGUUCAUUAACAAUUAUUUUAAGAUGGAAUAAAAAACAUUUCGAGAGGA